Molecule: messenger RNA, 1500 nt
Organism: Drechmeria coniospora
Lineage: Eukaryota; Fungi; Ascomycota; Sordariomycetes; Hypocreales; Ophiocordycipitaceae
Product: DNA primase large subunit
Exons: 4
Coding region: 1-1500 (499 amino acids)
Biological process (GO): DNA replication, synthesis of primer
Cellular component (GO): alpha DNA polymerase:primase complex
Source: RefSeq, a predicted model, not a curated record
AUGCUGCGACACGACUACAACCGCAUCGAUCCGAAGCGACGCAACGUCGUCGACCACCGGAAGAGGCAGUUCGCCACGCCCCAGUACAAGGAUGCCGAGUAUCCUCACCGUCUCAACUUUUACACCGACGCGCCCACGGCCGACAUCACGCUCGAGCAGUUUGAGCAAUGGGCCAUCGACCGCCUCCGAGUCCUCGCCGAGCUCGAGGCGUGCUCGUUCCGCAACAAGUCGGCGGCCGAGACGGCGUCGCACAUGAAGCCCAUCCUCGACAAGUACCUGCCGCUCGACAGCAACAGCUCGGGCUCGACGAAGCUCCCCGCGCAGAGGCAAAAGGAUCACUACAGCCACUUCAUCCUGCGGCUCGCCUUCUCCUCGACCGAGGACCUUCGCCGUCGCUUCGGCCGGGUCGAGACGAUGCUCUUCCGCAUGCGAUUCGGCAGCGACGACCUCGGCGAGCGAUCGGCCUUUGUCUCGGGCCUCGACCUCGACUGGUGGGAAUCCGUCGGCGACGACGAGAGGCGCGAGCACCGAGACGAGCUCCUGGCCAUGGGACCCAAGAAGGGCGCCGCCGACGACGACAGCUGGUUCAAGGUGGACUGGCAGCGCGUGCCCGACCUCGUCGAGCAGCGGCGCGUCUUUGUCAAGCACGGCAAGGCCUUUGUGCCCGGGAGGGAGCAGUCGAGCAUGGUCGUCGCCGAGUUCACCUCGCGGCUCGAGCGGCAACUCGAGCUGACGGCUCGGGCGCUGCCGCGGCUGGACGAGGACGACCGGCUGACGCCGAUCCUCAACCACAUUUCGAAAAACUUUGUCACGCCCGACUCGACCUACGUCUCGAGCACGUCGGCGCCCGACGGCGCCCAGAUCACGGCGGCCAACGUCGAUGGCCUCUCGCAGCACUUUCCCGCCUGCAUGUCGCACCUCCACCGCUCGCUGCGGCGCGACGCGCACCUCAAGCACUACGGCCGGCUGCAGUACACGCUGUUCCUCAAGGGCAUCGGCCUCAACCUCGAGGAGUGCCUGCUCUUCUGGCGCAACAGCUUCCACAAGGUCACCGACGACACCUUUAACAAGGAGUACCGGUACAACAUCCGGCACUCGUACGGCGACGUCGGUGGAGACUCGAACCGACGCGGCGGCGGCUACAGUCCCUUUAGCUGCCAGAAGAUCCUGACGGAGCACCCGCCCGGGCCCGGCGAGGCGCACGGGUGCCCGUACAGGCAUUUCAACAUGGAGAACCUCACGUCGCUGAUGCAGUCCAUGGCCGUCACGGACCGGUCGGUGCUGCAGGGCAUCAAGGAGGACAAGGACAAGCAAAAGUACCACAUGGCAUGCAACCGCGUGUUUGAGCACAUACACAAAGCGGAGAUCAAGUUGGCCAAGGACGAGGGCGUCAUGACGUCGAACCAGCUCGAGUCCAUCGUCCACCCGAACGAAUACUUUAAGCGCAGCUAUCUGCUCAAAAACUUGGGCAAGAGCACGGACGUGAAGAUGGAAGACUGA